CAAUCGUGCGAACGUUGAGGUGGAUAUGGACAUCACGUCGUUGAAUCAUGUUUACGGUCCGAUUCUUGAAAACAAUACAAUUUCUACAAGGUUAUGUAAUAAUGUAUGCACGGAACGCGUUUGGAGAACAAAUUUACCAAGUGUUGAGUGUUUUCUAGAAUGAAAUGGAAGUCAAGUCAGCUAGAUAGAUAACAGUACCAGCCAGAGCUAGAAGGAACUAGCUAAUGCUAGCUUGUAAAGUCAAGCACGUUUUAUAAAAACGAUUUGCUAACCUGGUUGGCUUUCACGUUUAUAGAUACAAGUAGUUGGAUGAAUGCACCAUCUCUACAACCCAUGGAUCCAGGCCAGGGGCAGUAGAUACCACCAUCUCUACAACCCAUGGAUCCAGGCCAGGGGCAGUACCACCAUCUCUACAACCCAUGGAUCCAGGCCAGGGGCAGUACCACCAUCUCUACAACCCAUGGAUCCAGGACAGGGGCAGUAGAUACCACCAUCUCUACAACCCAUGGAUCCAGGCCAGGGGCAGUACCACCAUCUCUACAACCCAUGGAUCCAGGCCAGGGGCAGUACCACCAUCUCUACAACCCAUGGAUCCAGGCCAGGGGCAGUAGAUACCACCAUCUCUACAACCCAUGGAUCCAGGACAGGGGCAGUAGAUACCACCAUCUCUACAACCCAUGGAUCCAGGCCAGGGGCAGUACCACCAUCUCUACAACCCAUGGAUCCAGGCCAGGGGCAGUAGAUACCACCAUCUCUACAACCCAUGGAUCCAGGACAGGGGCAGUACCACCAUCUCUACAACCCAUGGAUCCAGGCCAGGGGCAGUAGAUACCACCAUCUCUACAACCCAUGGAUCCAGGCCAGGAGCAGUACCACCAUCUCUACAACCCAUGGAUCCAGGCCAGGGGCAGUAGAUACCACCAUCUCUACAACCCAUGGAUCCAGGCCAGGGGCAGUAGAUACCACCAUCUCUACAACCCAUGGAUCCAGGCCAGGGGCAGUAGAUACCACCAUCUCUACAACCCAUGGAUCCAGGACAGGGGCAGUAGAUACCACCAUCUCUACAACCCAUGGAUCCAGGACAGGGGCAGUAGAUACCACCAUCUCUACAACCCAUGGAUCCAGGACAGGGGCAGUAGAUACCACCAUCUCUACAACCCAUGGAUCCAGGACAGGGGCAGUAGAUACCACCAUCUCUACAACCCAUGGAUCCAGGCCAGGGGCAGUACCACCAUCUCUACAACCCAUGGAUCCAGGACAGGGGCAGUAGAUACCACCAUCUCUACAACCCAUGGAUCCAGGACAGGGGCAGUAGAUACCACCAUCUCUACAACCCAUGGAUCCAGGCCAGGGGCAGUACCACCAUCUCUACAACCCAUGGAUCCAGGCCAGGGGCAGUACCACCAUCUCUACAACCCAUGGAUCCAGGCCAGGGGCAGUAGAUACCACCAUCUCUACAACCCAUGGAUCCAGGACAGGGGCAGUAGAUACCACCAUCUCUACAACCCAUGGAUCCAGGCCAGGGGCAGUACCACCAUCUCUACAACCCAUGGAUCCAGGCCAGGGGCAGUAGAUACCACCAUCUCUACAACCCAUGGAUCCAGGACAGGGGCAGUAGAUACCACCAUCUCUACAACCCAUGGAUCCAGGCCAGAGGCAGUACCACCAUCUCUACAACCCAUGGAUCCAGGACAGGGGCAGUACCACCAUCUCUACAACCCAUGGAUCCAGGACAGGGGCAGUAGAUACCACCAUCUCUACAACCCAUGGAUCCAGGCCAGAGGCAGUACCACCAUCUCUACAACCCAUGGAUCCAGGCCAGGGGCAGUAGAUACCACCAUCUCUACAACCCAUGGAUCCAGGACAGGGGCAGUAGAUACCACCAUCUCUACAACCCAUGGAUCCAGGACAGGGGCAGUACCACCAUCUCUACAACCCAUGGAUCCAGGCCAGGGGCAGUAGAUACCACCAUCUCUACAACCCAUGGAUCCAGGCCAGGGGCAGUACCACCAUCUCUACAACCCAUGGAUCCAGGCCAGGGGCAGUAGAUACCACCAUCUCUACAACCCAUGGAUCCAGGCCAGGGGCAGUACCACCAUCUCUACAACCCAUGGAUCCAGGCCAGGGGCAGUAGAUACCACCAUCUCUACAACCCAUGGAUCCAGGACAGGGGCAGUACCACCAUCUCUACAACCCAUGGAUCCAGGACAGGGGCAGUAGAUACCACCAUCUCUACAACCCAUGGAUCCAGGCCAGGGGCAGUAGAUACCACCAUCUCUACAACCCAUGGAUCCAGGACAGGGGCAGUACCACCAUCUCUACAACCCAUGGAUCCAGGACAGGGGCAGUAGAUACCACCAUCUCUACAACCCAUGGAUCCAGGACAGGGGCAGUACCACCAUCUCUACAACCCAUGGAUCCAGGACAGGGGCAGUAGAUACCACCAUCUCUACAACCCAUGGAUCCAGGACAGGGGCAGUAGAUACCACCAUCUCUACAACCCAUGGAUCCAGGACAGGGGCAGUAGAUACCACCAUCUCUACAACCCAUGGAUCCAGGACAGGGGCAGUAGAUACCACCAUCUCUACAACCCAUGGAUCCAGGACAGGGGCAGUAGAUACCACCAUCUCUACAACCCAUGGAUCCAGGACAGGGGCAGUAGAUACCACCAUCUCUACAACCCAUGGAUCCAGGACAGGGGCAGUAGAUACCACCAUCUCUACAACCCAUGGAUCCAGGCCAGGGGCAGUAGAUACCACCAUCUCUACAACCCAUGGAUCCAGGCCAGGGGCAGUAGAUACCACCAUCUCUACAACCCAUGGAUCCAGGCCAGGGGCAGUACCACCAUCUCUACAACCCAUGGAUCCAGGACAGGGGCAGUAGAUACCACCAUCUCUACAACCCAUGGAUCCAGGACAGGGGCAGUAGAUACCACCGCCUUUCAAACACCGGGGAUGACAUAUCUGCAGGUUUCUCUCCUCAGUCUGUAUCCAGAGAGUCCCUCAUCUUUGGGCCAGGAUAAGGAUCUCUCCUCAGUCUGUAUCCAGAGAGUCCCUCAUCUUUGGGCCAGGAUAAGGAUCUCUCCUCAGUCUGUAUCCAGAGAGUCCCUCAUCUUUGGGCCAGGAUAAGGAUCUCUCCUCAGUCUGUAUCCAGAGAGUCCCUCAUCUUUGGGCCAGGAUAAGGAUCUCUCCUCAGUCUGUAUCCAGAGAGUCCCUCAUCUUUGGGCCAGGAUAAGGAUCUCUCCUCAGUCUGUAUCCAGAGAGUCCCUCAUCUUUGGGCCAGGAUAAGGAUCUCUCCUCAGUCUGUAUCCAGAGAGUCCCUCAUCUUUGGGCCAGGAUAAGGAUCUCUCCUCAGUCUGUAUCCAGAGAGUCCCUCAUCUUUGGGCCAGGAUAAGGAUCUCUCCUCAGUCUGUAUCCAGAGAGUCCCUCAUCUUUGGGCCAGGAUAAGGAUCUCUCCUCAGUCUGUAUCCAGAGAGUCCCUCAUCUUUGGGCCAGGAUAAGGAUCUUAGACCUUGUCCUUGGUGUGGCUUUGGACCAACUCUGUUUCUGUAAAGAAGACACCUUGUCUGCAUCAUCACAUGGCCAACUGACAGCCAACUGACUGCCUCUGGCCUCCAUGUCUGUGUCUGUCUGCUUAGAGGACUGACUGACUGUUCUGAGACCUGUUGUUCCACAUUCCACUGACUCAUUCCACAGCAGAACCACAGCUGAUUAGGAUGUUACAGGACAAAGAGAGACUGAUCUGUGAGUAGAGACUACAGCACUCACAAAGUAGAGACUACAGCACCCACAAAGCAUUGCAGCGUCCCUUACUGACACUUGUAGGCCUACUUGCACUGCCUGCUUUUACUACUGUCUACCUCAAGGUCAUUUUUUCUGUAAGUUAAUGUUCUGUAAAUACUCCCAGGUUUGGUGUUUCAGAUGUUUAUGGUCUAUGUUACCAGUUUUACUCUGUGUGCAGUUGGGGUUUUUGUUCUCCAGGAAAUUGCAGCUUGUGGAAAAUAUCACACAAUUUACUGCUGACAAAUUUGACAUUUAUAUUUUUAUUUUAUGUUGGAACAUGUUCUGUUUCUGGAUAAUAAAGUAUACUUUGAA
Molecule: messenger RNA, 4094 nt
Organism: Salvelinus namaycush (lake trout)
Lineage: Eukaryota; Metazoa; Chordata; Actinopteri; Salmoniformes; Salmonidae
Exons: 5
Coding region: 850-1962 (370 amino acids)
Source: RefSeq, a predicted model, not a curated record